AUGAGUCUUGUGGGUGCAUGUGGAAUAUCAGUGCUGUACAAUUUGAUGAGAGUUUACCAUUUCAUUCAAACAUGCAGUGAUUCCGAGACUGAAAUUGAAAGCAAACUGAGGACAUCCUCACUUGGAAUUCUGAGAGGGAACUGGACAACAGCUCUCCAGUUCUGGACCCUGACGGUCCUCCUGUCUCUGGUAAACUCGAGGGUUUCCUCUCUGAUAGUGCUGGAGUUUUCUCUCAGAGCUGUUUCUGUCUGGGCAUCAGCAGGACUGGAUGCCAAUGGCAGAGGCUUAGACCUACUCCUGAUCCAGUGCCAGUUUCCCCUGGGUUGCGCCCUCAGCUGUACUCUUGACUUCCUCCAUAAGGGGGCUCCACACAGCUCCCUCAGCUUGUUUCUGGCAGCUGCUCUCAGCUGGGCACUGGCAAGUGUUGGCCACAAUCUGUGGAGCCAUGUGGCCAGACUUUAUCCACUACAUAGCAGAGAGCGUUACUGUGGGAAGUGCAUCACCCUCCUGGCCUCUGGACACACCAUACUGGCUUCACUGCAAAGAGCGGUUGUCUUGGCCUUUGCUCUAGCAACUGUGGCUUACACCAGUACGAUUUAUGACCAAUUCCUGUCCCAGAAGGAUGCUCUAAAGUUUUGGAUUCCACUGACACUCUGCUACACCAUGUUGGUGGUCUACAUUCAAGAUAAUCAGCAGCAGCAGCCUGGCAAAGAUGUCCUGCUGCACACUGUCUUGCUGCGAAUGGGAGCUUUACUGUUGCUCAUGCUGACGGUGGGCGACUGGUCUGAUGUCCUCAAUGUCCUCAUCACUUUCCCUGGCGAAGCAGUCUGCCUGCUGCCCUCUCGGGACCUGCUGGAAGCCGCGAUAAAGGAAGAAGAAGACACAAGCUUGAGAAAAUAUGAACAGCGCUCCAGUUACAAAACAAUGAAAACAUCCUCAGCUGACCGCUGAUGUUGAACCCAAAAUCUACGUCAAAUACCAGAGACUACCUCAAAUGUCAAGAUGUGAUGAUAAAACAAUAAAAGGAUUAUUGUGGCCACACUUGUUGA
Molecule: messenger RNA, 1049 nt
Organism: Perca flavescens (yellow perch)
Lineage: Eukaryota; Metazoa; Chordata; Actinopteri; Perciformes; Percidae
Product: transmembrane protein 82
Exons: 6
Coding region: 1-951 (316 amino acids)
Source: RefSeq, a predicted model, not a curated record